Molecule: messenger RNA, 919 nt
Organism: Pelagomonas calceolata
Lineage: Eukaryota; Pelagophyceae; Pelagomonadales; Pelagomonadaceae
Source: the annotation of a GenBank genome assembly
GUUUGGCUCUGAGAGCUGGCAUCGCGCGGGGCAGCCCGGAGACACUGCAGAUCACAAAUGCCGCCCAAGAAAAAGGCCAGGAAGCGGCCGCGCGAGGAGGAGAAGACGGAGAGCGCUCUGGCCUCGUCGGUGCUAAGCGCCGUGACCUGCCCGAUCUCGCACAGCCUCGCGGUGCAGCCGGUGCUCGCCGAAGACGGCCAGUGCUACGAACGCGAAGAGAUACGCAAAUGGCUGGAAAAGAAAAAUACGUCUCCGGUCACCAACGAGCGCAUGGGGACUAGACUUGUCGACCACGUCGCGGGCCGGAAUCUGGCCUCGUCCUUGAUCGCGAGCGGCGCCGUAGAUGCCGAGGCGGCAAGUGCGUGGCACCUUGCAUCGGCGCGCCUCAAGAUAGUCGGAAAGCUACCCGGCGGCUUAGAUUCGGCUAAGGAGCAUCUCCUGGCGGCGAGGCCGCCUCCCGAGCACACGGCGACAGAUCAGUCGCCCGCGUGCGAGACGCUCCUAGAGGCGUGCGAACUCCGCGAACGCAUGACGGCCGUUGUCAAGCGGGGCAACGAGCUAGACGUUGGCAUCGAGGUCGAGCGGCUGCUCGCGAGUACUCUCACUCAUACAUUCAAUGGAAUAACUGGUAAGCAAAUGACCGAGUUCCGCGACGAUUUGGUGCCGGGACAAUCCAUGGUUCGCGUCAUUGACGACGAGGACAAGCUUGAAAUACUCCACAAGCGGGCAAAUUUGACUUGGUUUCAAGAAAAGUCGGAGGUCUGCGGCGAAGCUAUGACUGUCGAGAGGUUGCUUCCCAGCAGAUCUGGCUACAUACUUGGCGGGUGGAUUAUUCCCUAUCGCGCGUGCAUCCUCGUCAAGCUGUGAUAUAGCUGCCUAAGCUUACUAGUGCGCAUACUCGUUACACGACUAAGGGGGA